Molecule: messenger RNA, 1633 nt
Organism: Paralichthys olivaceus (Japanese flounder)
Lineage: Eukaryota; Metazoa; Chordata; Actinopteri; Pleuronectiformes; Paralichthyidae
Gene: bfsp2
Product: beaded filament structural protein 2, phakinin
Biological process (GO): intermediate filament organization
Cellular component (GO): cytoskeleton; intermediate filament
Molecular function (GO): structural molecule activity
Source: RefSeq, a predicted model, not a curated record
UCUCUGUGUGUCUCUCUCUGUUUCAGGACUCUUCCUGUGUCCUGCUGACGCAGCUGUAUUCUCAAUGGGAACAAACGUGCAGUGGAACAAUGGCGGUGAAUGAAGAACCGUGUUUCCAGAACUCCGUCCUCCCAUAAAUCCCCGCGCUGCGCGGCUCUGAGCGGUUUGACACCGGGAGCUUCAUGAUGCCUCUGCCCCGACGCCGCUCAUCUUUCCUCGGUCAGUCAUCCUCCGAGCGCCCGGUCUCCGGCUCCGGGGGACGGGUGGGCUCCGGUACAGCCGCCGCACGUGGAGUCUUCGUGGGCAUCGGGCCGCCGGUGGGCGGCGGAGCCUCGGGCCUGGGGACCCGGGUUUCUCGACGGGCUCUGGGCAUCAGCAGCGUGUUCCUGCAGGGGAUGAGGAGCAGCGCCGCCCCGGUCCUGCCCCGGGCCGGUGACCGGGCUGCGGGUCACGGUGCGGCGGGCGGACUGAACAGCUGCCUGAUGGAGUACCGAGACAAAGUGAGAGCUCUGGAGACGCUGAACCAGCAGCUGGAGGAACAGAUCCGACUCUGUCUGGACCGUAAGGCGAACAGCGCCGGAGCCUGGGGGCCGCUCAGGAGGGAGUGGGAGGAGGUCUACCGACAGGUCAGUGAAGCGAUUCUGGACAACGCUCGGCUGAUGCUGCAGACGGAGAAUGUUCAGGCCAACGCCGAGGACUUCAAGGACAGGUUCGAGAAUGAGCAGCCAUUCAGGACAGCAGUGGAGGAGGAGAUCAGUUCUCUGUACAAAGUCAUCGACGAUGCCAACCUGACGAAGGCUGAGCUGGAGGAGCAGAUGGAGAAGAUGAGAGCUGAGCUGUGUAACCUGGAGCGUGACCACGAGCAGGACGUUCGAGUCCUGUACAGUCAGAUGGCGGGACGUGAGGUAGAUGAACCAGACGCUCCCAUCGAGACAAGUCUUGACCAGAUCCUGAGUCACAUCAGGAGCCACUGGGAGAAAGUGACAGAGAGGAACCGAGCGGAGACGGACAGCUACCAGCUGGACUGUAAGGAGGCGCAGUGUGUGAGUAGCAGACUGAGUCCGGAGGAGGAGCAGGUGGAAGCGCUGAAGGCCGAGUGUAACGACACAGGCUGUAAGAUCCAGAGUCUGCAGGCUGAGACCGAGUCCAUCAGAGCACUGAAACGAGGUCUGGAGAACUCGCUGAGCGACGCUCGUCACUGGCACGACAUGGAACUUCAGAACCUGGKCUCGGUGGUUGCCAAGCUGGAGGCAGAGCUCACCGACGUGAACGGAGAGAUCGAGCAGCAGCGCCGCGACUACGACACAUUGCUCAGCAACAAGCAGCGUCUGGAGCAGGAGAUCGGGAUGUACCACGGCGUCCUUGAUGGAGAGGAGAGCCGCUUCCUGCCCGCUAAUACACCGUGUUUAGGUCGAGUCUCUGAGCCUGAGGGAGCCGCUGCAGAAUCCAGGACUGAAUCAGGUCCUCCAGGUUCAUCACAGUGAUCUCUGAGGACGUGAGGAGACUGAAGCAUGAAGAGACUCUGAUCCAGGAGGACAUCAGUGAUGUUAUAACUGACACUGUCCCCAACACCUGAGGGCUUCACCUGUCCCCACACCUGAGGGCUUCACCUGUCCCCAACACCUGUCCACAG